This is a messenger RNA of Cladophialophora immunda, 1418 nucleotides long. RefSeq lists its product as uncharacterized. The transcript is spliced from 2 exons. The coding region runs from base 104 to 1114 and encodes 336 amino acids. The record is from RefSeq and is a predicted model, not a curated record. NCBI's taxonomy places the organism in Eukaryota, Fungi, Ascomycota, Eurotiomycetes, Chaetothyriales, Herpotrichiellaceae.
CUGCGAUUUCCAUGUUUUCGUCCUAAACAAUAUUUGUCCUGUCCUUAAUCUCCUCGAAUACCUUCGAGAGCUCUAACAUCUUAAGCAUGCUUCCUCCGCCCAGAUGACCUCCGGGCCAAUGCGCAAGCUUCCCACUACCCCCAAGUGCGCUGCUCCAGCCUCGAGAUGGGCUUCCAGUUAUCCCAACCAAGCCCAGCUUCUUCGCAGGCACAGGUCGACCGCUUCCGGUGGCGCUUCUUUGCGCCAGGUGCUGCCCAAGAGACACCUAGCACAAGUGAGGCCUGAGCCCAUAUCCGAAGUCUGGUUUACGUCCACGUCCCCCAGAACUGGCCCGGAAGACGACCUCCUUGGACCUCCUACGCCUGGCAACAAUAAUAAUGACCACAAGCCGCCGGAUGAACGCUUGAUCAGGCUAGGGAAGACGUUGCGAAUAUUGUCGCCUCUCCUCCCGGACAUCCUCACCAAGCCCCUCCCACCCGAGAUCCUGUCCCCCAACAUCUCCCUACAUCUCUUCCCCUCGACUCAUCCUCAUCUGCCGGCUGUCAAGGGCCGUGUUGCUUACCGCGCCUCUCUCUGGACUGCCCCGGUCGCCUGGGGCUGCGUCCCUAUCGUGGGUAAUGUAAAGUUGAGAAUCAUUUCGGAGAAGAUUGUGCGGACAGGAUUCUCAUAUGCCACUCCCCCAUCCGAGGACGAGCAAGAUCUCAGUGCAGAAAAACUGGUAGUGCGAUGGAAGACGGAGCCCAAAACUAACGGCAAUGGCAACGGCAGUCCCGAAGCCGCCGCAUCUACCACGACCGACUCGAACAUCAAUCGCGGGCUGUCGAAACUGCUCGGCGGAGAUAAACCCAUCUUCAACCUCAACAAAGGCGACGACUUUACAGGUCUAUUCAUUUUCACUUUUGACUCCAAGGGCAGGAUAGCAAGCCAUACUAUUGAACACGCGGAGGAGAGCAAUGGCUUCGACAAGACGAGCAAGGUGGUCACGCUGACGGACUGGUUGUUGGGCAAAGCGAAAUGGGGAAGGAACAAGGAGCAAGAACUCGUGCCCGGGUUGGCAAUGAGAGUUUGUCGGGACGAGUGGAACAUCAGGAGGGGGCUGCCCCCGAAUUCCUAGGACAGAGUCGUCGACACCCGACCUGAAAUCAUCAGGCGUUGAUGAGGGCCCGGCGAUCAAUCCAUUGCCAGCUCAUAUUCGAGCUUGCAGCUUGAUUCGUCGACUUCAUUCCUUUCAGAUGUCGAUGUUCGGAGUGCGCCUUUCGCACUCCUGUCUAAGAAAUUAACCCAAGGUGAAACAAAAGAUGUGCCUCGAGCGGCUUCGUCGAUAGCAUGGAAACAGAACACAUCCCUAAUUCGGCGCCGCUCUACUCUACUCAUCCAUAGGAUUUUAAGUUGUAACAAUUAUCAGUGUGAAGAGAAAA